Messenger RNA from Chenopodium quinoa (quinoa), 575 nucleotides. Its product is annotated as DNA-directed RNA polymerases I, II, and III subunit RPABC5. The record is from RefSeq and is a predicted model, not a curated record. Gene Ontology annotation, biological process: tRNA transcription by RNA polymerase III; transcription by RNA polymerase I; transcription by RNA polymerase II. Lineage: Eukaryota; Viridiplantae; Streptophyta; Magnoliopsida; Caryophyllales; Amaranthaceae. Gene Ontology annotation, molecular function: DNA binding; zinc ion binding; DNA-directed RNA polymerase activity. The transcript has 4 exons. Gene Ontology annotation, cellular component: RNA polymerase III complex; RNA polymerase I complex; RNA polymerase II, core complex. Bases 115 to 330 code for a protein of 71 amino acids.
UUUAUAUACCGAAGAAGCCGCAAUUUAUUGCCUCCCUCAACAUAAAGCUUAAGGAGUUACUCGUAGAGUGAAGGGACAGGCGAAGCAGCGAAAGAAGAAAGAAGAGAGAGAAACAUGAUUAUUCCUGUUCGUUGCUUCACUUGCGGCAAGGUGAUCGGAAAUAAAUGGGACACCUACCUUGACCUUCUUCAAGCUGAUUACACUGAAGGGGAUGCCCUUGAUGCAUUGGGGCUGGUCCGCUAUUGUUGCAGGCGAAUGCUCAUGACCCAUGUUGACUUGAUCGAGAAGCUCUUGAACUACAACACUCUUGACAAGUCUGAUACCAGUUGAUUGAGCUUAAGGAGGCAGUGGAAGUAUAAAUGAAGAAUAUUCAUCUCAUCUUUUGUUAAAUAUAAGUAUCGAUGUGAAAUCUGGUGGGUUAGAGUAGAGCUACGAAAAUUGUAAUGAUAUGGUACUCGACUAUGAAUAUUAUUCUGGUCUAAAUUGAGAAAGGCUUGACAUGCUCUGUGUUCUUUAAAAGAUUGAUUUCCAUUUUCGAGGAGUAUAUUUUAACGACUAACCAAGUUGAUGAUGCU